This is a messenger RNA of Oldenlandia corymbosa var. corymbosa, 906 nucleotides long. The record is from the annotation of a GenBank genome assembly. Lineage: Eukaryota; Viridiplantae; Streptophyta; Magnoliopsida; Gentianales; Rubiaceae.
AUGGAAGCUGGUGAUGAUGAAAAAGGUAGUUCAUACUCCCUCAGAGAAAGGGUUGGAUUGGAUGAGCUUCUUACGCGUGAUGUUUGGCGAGCAUCAUUUGCAGAGCUUUUUGGUGCAGCCGUACUGAUUUUCAUGGUGGACGCGAUUGUAAUUUCAACCCUCGAGACUAACGUCACAAUGCCUAACUUAAUCAUGGGAAUUCUAAUUGGGAUCACCAUUGCUCUUCUAAUGUUAGCUCUUUUCCCUGUUUCCGGCGGCCACCUGAGCCCAAUCAUCUCCAUCUCUGCCGCAUUAGUUGGGCUCAUCUCGCUUUCCCGGGCCUUAGCUUAUCUUUUGGCACAAUGCAUUGGCAGCGUCUUGGGCGCACUGGCAUUCAGAGCCGUUGUCGCCGGAACCAUUGCCGACAAGUUCAGCCUGGGUGGUUGUACGAUCACCGUGGUAACUCCGGGAGCAGAUGGGCCAAUCACCACCGGGCUUGGUACAGCCCAGGCUUUCUGGAUUGAAACCUUUUGUUCGUUUUGUUUACUCAUCAGCGCGGUUUGGGUUGCAUACCAUCCCCAGCUGAGGAAAUCAUUAGGCCUUUUCACGGUGUGCUCGAUAGUCGGUGUCGUGGUAGCUGUUUUGGUGUUUAUAUCGACGACGGUGACCACUAAGAAAGGGUACGCCGGCGCCGGGAUGAAUCCGGCUAGAUGUUUGGCUGCCGCCCUAGUGAGGGGAGGACACCUUUGGGAUGGACACUGGGUGUUUUGGGUUGGUCCAAUCGUCGCUUGCUUCGGGUUCUACUUUUAUACAAAAGUUAUAUCUGAUGAAGAAUUUCAAGCCCAAGGACACAAGUAUGAUUUUCUAGAGAUCAUCAAGGGGUUGAUUGCUUGCAGUAAGAAGGGAAAUGAUGCACAACAUGUAUGA